GCUUGGACGGUAACAAUUUCUAAAAUGCAGGGGCAGCUUCCUCCACCUCCUCCUCCACCAAAGACUGGUAUGGUUCAGUCUGAUGGUUCUGUUUCAACGGAGAGUAAGAAUUCACUAUCAAACCAGGAGAUUCCAAAAAUGGUUGCCGGGCAUCCUCCUCCAAGGCAGCAACCUCCUGUUCCAGGGCCUGCUUUAAUCCCAGGUUUACAGCCUGAUGUAUUACCCCCAGGAAUAUCCCGUUUUCCACCACCCCCACCACCACCUGACAUGAGGCCUCCUUUACCUGGGGCAGUACUCCCUGGUCAGGCACCACCACCUGGAAUGAUGGUUCCCCUAAUCCAUAGGCCACCAUAUGGCCCUCCACCUGGUCCUCCACCAAUGAUGAGGCCUCCACUUCCACCUGGUCCUCCUCCAAACUUCCAGGAAGAGGAUCAUAUGGCAAUUAGGCCGCCUCCCCCCCCUCCGAAACCAUCUUAUGUUAAAUCUGCUGCUUCCACUGUUGUUAAAAGGCCAUUAGCGCAACACACUCCAGAACUCACAGCUAUGGUUCCUGCAUCUGUGCGAGUGAGAAGAGAAACUGCAAUGAGUAAAACAAAACCGAAACCAGCAGUGCCAACCUCUAGGACCGUCUCUGGGACAUCAGGGCCAACUAUUGUAAAAUCAGAGUCAGUGAGCUCGUCAUCAGCUCCAAAAGGCCCGAGCAUUGAUGACUCUUAUACGGCUUUCUUGGAGGACAUGAAAGCCCUUGGUGCACUUGAUGGUUGAGAUUACGACGAGUGGCGGUGCGGUUAAUGGUGAUGGAUGUGCUCAAUGUAAUUUGUUUAUGUUCAAAUAUUCACUCUCUUGACCUCACUCAAUUUUUUGUUCUUGAUGAAAGUUAAUCAAGAUCGUCUACACUCGUUACU
This is a messenger RNA of Vigna umbellata (rice bean), 905 nucleotides long. Lineage: Eukaryota; Viridiplantae; Streptophyta; Magnoliopsida; Fabales; Fabaceae. The record is from RefSeq and is a predicted model, not a curated record.